This is a messenger RNA of Saccostrea cuccullata (small rock oyster), 1918 nucleotides long. RefSeq names its product F-box only protein 15-like. Bases 72 to 1571 code for a protein of 499 amino acids. Lineage: Eukaryota; Metazoa; Mollusca; Bivalvia; Ostreida; Ostreidae. The record is from RefSeq and is a predicted model, not a curated record. The transcript is spliced from 14 exons. Gene Ontology annotation, cellular component: SCF ubiquitin ligase complex. Gene Ontology annotation, molecular function: protein binding.
UUCCGAAUUGUUCCUGCACUUAGAGGGAAGAUGGAUAAAUUACUAAAUUAGAUAUUAAAAAAAAAAUCAGAAUGUCUAAGAAUUCUCACAAAGAACAUCUGUCGUCAUAUUUGAUGAAACAUCGUGUGAAGCCUCGGGAAAAUGAAGCAAGGGGUAAAAUGCCUUCCAAAGAGAGCAGGAAGAUGUCAGCAUCAGGAGAAAAGCUGGCUCAGACUAACAGUAAAAUUACUGGACAUAAACCAAUAAAGAGGGGCAAAAUAACAAUCCAGGACAUUCCAGGUGAGAUCAUGAUGACCAUAUUUAGGUACCUGUCACCUCAAGAUCUGAUGCUGGCAUCACAAGUCUGUAAAUCAUGGCACAGCCUGGCUAAUGAUAAUACUCUCUGGAGACCAAUACUAAAGAAGUACUCAGGGACUAAAUCAGAUAGAAGUGACACAGAGGUCAACCCUAAAUCCAUUGAGAGCUUAAAAAGGGACUGCUUGACAAGAUGUGUUCAGCAGAGAAAUAAAAGGGUCUUCAGGCUUUUGAGAAAAAGGAAGAGUCCCUACACAGGUCUCCCAGAAAGUAAGGAGGUGGAACAAGCACUCAGGACAGCUGGUGUGAUCUUUGAACUGGUAAUGAUAGAUAAAGAUGAUAGGGAACAUACAUUAAGCCACCAGGAUGUGUUUUUCCACUCCAUGUCUGUCAGCAUUCGGUGGUUUGCCUUGGAGUUGCCAUCUAUAAAUAGCAUCAAGGAGUUUCAACUGUAUUCAAGGAAUCCUCUCUUUUAUAACCAAGACACUGGGAAACCUGUGAAAGAAGGACCAUAUCAGAGGUCCCUGUUACUCACACAGGAGGUAAAGUGGGAAGAUUGGAGAGGAAAGGCAAUAGGAGGGGAUGAGCUUAUCAGUCUAUACAGCCUACCCCAGGGACUGACUAUAGCUAUGUAUAAGGGAGAGGAGGAGUUGGCCUUUGUUUCGUUUGCCCUGUCUUUGGAUAAUUUGGUUCAGAAGUGUAUUUAUGGAACACCAGAGGAACCAUUUUCAACACCUGAUGAUAAAUGUGUAGAUCCUGGAAUGAGCACAAGGCAUGGUUUAUUGGGGUACCAGUUAACUGUACAGCUUAGAUCCCUGAGGAAGGCACAUUGGGAUGACCAGUUUAGGAAUAUUGACUGUAAAGAUGGAAGCAUAGAUGGAGGAUUUGCCAUCUUUUCAGUUGUACGUCCUGACCAACGAAUAAAAAUAAAUGUAGAGGAUUCCUUGUACCCUUGGAAAACAGAUGCUUUUAAAGGGAAAGUGAAAGAUGUAAUGGUGUUGGAUCUAACCAUGUUGGAUGAAGGAAGCAGUGUUUUUUGGACAGCAAGUUCUUUGGUGAAAAUUGAAAGGAAUAAAGACAUUUCAAAAAUGUUUGAUUUUGACUACCGAUACGAUGGAAUCAUGUCAAUAGAAUAUGCAGAUCAGAAAGGGAAAAUAUAUCUUCAAAUUUGUAAAAUGGACACAGGAGAAAUGUUUCUGACCAAUCUGACUGUAAGAAUUGCCUUAGAGAUAAUUAAUGAAAGAUUUGGAACAAACUAUAAAUCAACUGACAAGUGAUCUGUGAUAGAUUCGGAACAAACUGUAAAUCAACUGACAAAUGAUCCAUGAUAGAUUGGAACAAACUAUAAAUUGUCUGACAAAUGAUCUGUGAUAGAUUUAAUCAAAUCAUAAUUCAUCUCACAAAUGAUCAGUGAUAGAUGAUUCGGAACAAAGUGUAAAUCAACUGACAAAUGAGCUGUGAUAGAUUGGAACAAAUAUAAGUCCACUGAUAUUUGUACUUAUUUAUUCUGUUAUUUUUUUUUUAUUUUACCAUUAAAUCUGUUUUUAAAAUUGUUGUUUUGUGGUUUGCUCAACUUUAGAAAUAAUAUAUAUAGCAAAUUGUAUUCUGGAUAUAAGUGCAAACC